AUGAAUCCAACCGAAAAAGUACAUGUCGUUGUGAUAUUAGGAAGAGUACACGGAUCCGAGACGCCCAGUUCCUAUGUCUGUCAAGGGAUCAUUGAAUUUUUGAUUAGCAACCAUCCAGCCGUGGUACGUCUUCGAAAAAAAGUCGUCUUUCAACUAAUACCUAUGAUGAACCCCGAUGGAGUCACUUUAGGAAAUUCUAGGACCAAUUUGCUGGGAAUCGACUUGAACAGAGCUUGGCACAAGAUAUCGCAAUGGGUCCAUCCUAUAUUGUACGCCGUCCACAAUCACUUGUUAGAAAUCGAAAAGCACGAGAACAUGGAACUCGAUUUGGUAAUCGACAUGCACGCUCAUUCUUCUCUUCACGGUGUGUUUACUUACGGGAACGCAUACGACGACGUGUACAGGUUAGAUGGGGUCUUCUCUAAAUUAAAUUACAUGCCCCGCAGGCCAUAA
Macrosiphum euphorbiae (potato aphid) is the source of this 453-nucleotide messenger RNA. Lineage: Eukaryota; Metazoa; Arthropoda; Insecta; Hemiptera; Aphididae. The record is from the annotation of a GenBank genome assembly.